AUGAAGCCUGUUGCACCAACGAUCUCUACUCGCACCACCUAUCCCGACACAUUGACUGCCCAGUCGCCAUCGAUGCUACAUCCACCUUUACGCAUUCAGGACGAAGACCUCGAAGGCGACAUCGAUGGUGAUGAGGACGACGAAGAUGCUGAAGAUCUUGACGGCAGUGAAGCGCACCACAACAUGUUCACCGAGUCCACCGUCAAAUCUGGCUAUCUCGAAAAGAAGGGCGAGAAGCGCAAGACUUGGAAAAAGAGGUGGUGGGUGCUUCGCUCCUCCAAGCUGGCAUAUUACAAGAACGACAAGGAGUACCAGCUGCUGCGCUUCAUCGAUGUUGGCGACAUCAAGACAGUCGCCUCUGUCGAGCUUAAGAAGAGCAUCAACACGUUUGGCAUCGUCACUCCCAAGCGCACGUUUUACGUUCGUGCUUCCUCCAAGGCUGACAUGGAGUCUUGGAUAAGAGUGCUAAACGAGGUCAAGACACAGUAUGCGCAGAGCAGCACCAUGACGCAAGAGAUGGCCGCUUUGGAGCUUGCCAACUCCGAAACGCCCGCACCUUGCUCUACGCUCCCGCAACCGCAGUCUAGCCGACGAUCUCUCUCUCAAGAGCGAAUGCAAUCCUCCAACGCUGUCCCCAUCAAGAUUGGCAUUUCUGGUCACGGCACUUUCACAGCCCCCGCACAGCCCAGACCCAUCCCAGGUUCUGCUGCCUUCAGUCCUCUUACGGCCACUAGUGACAGCGAGACCAGUGCAGAGCGAUACGGUCUCAGUUACACCAGUUCUACAGGCCAGUCCAUUUCUGGCAGCCCUUCGACACGUGCAGAUCCAUCACAGUCCUUCCUCGCCGCAGGACAAUCGCCUGGUGGAGGCCAAGCCUCGGGGAGCGAGCUGAGCGAUAUAGGUGGCCAUCAGCGUCAUCCUUCGGGAAGUUUCGGAACGUUGCCGCGUCAGCGAAGCGUUAGUGCAAGUCGCAGGCUGGCGUCCUACUCGAGCGGAGCCGUCGACCCGCCAGCAAGUCCCAGUCUCGCACCGGGCGGAGGUGAAAAACAGGUGCUCAGCAGUUCGGACGAAGAAGAUGAGUGGGAUGAGGAGGAAGUCGCUGACCAGGCUAUGCCUUUACCAGCCUUAGGCUCUCAGAUGGCCUCUCACCCGCAGCAGCAACCACAUCAUUUGCAACUGCAGUCGCAGCAGCAACAAGCUUCUCAAGGCCAGCCACCUUUGCUCAGCAUCUCUACGUUGUCGACUCCGGGAAAUGACCUGAGUCGAGAUCCGAACAAAGUCAUUACACAGGGUUACUUGAUGAAACAGAGCGGUCGUCGAAAAGUGUGGCGAAAGCGAUGGUUUGUGCUCACAUCGUCACGCUUACUCUACUCGCGCAGCCAUAUGGACUCGAAAGCGCAUCGGCAGAUCCCGAUUGCCGCCAUGUUGGAUGCUAUCGAGUACGAAUCCAAAAAGGUGUCGUCCGGCAUGCCCACCUCGCCAGGCAUCGGUUCGCCGAGCUCAAAUCCAUUCGGCCUUGAAAGCAACGGCCUCAGCGCUUUCAGCGAUCGCGAUGCCACAACAGCCUUUUCGCCUAGCGCAGCAGAUUCCGCACGCGGCCCGGAAAAGCCUGAACGGAGAGGCAGCAUGGUGGCAGCAGCAGCAGGUGUUGCCUCGAACAUGACCGCCGGCAUGGUUGGGUCGAAGAAACGCAAAGAGAAUUGCUUCCAAAUCAUCACGCCUAAGCGCACGUUCAUCCUGUGUGCACCGGGUGAGGACGAAGAGAUCAAGUGGAUCUCCGCGCUCAAGACGCUCAUCACUCGACAGAGGAACGGUCAGACACCUGGUCUCGGGGGUCCACCGGUCUCGCCUACGACGUUCAGCGCAGCAAGUGCGUUUCCUUUCCACACACAAGCAGGCGCAGCCGGUAGCGCUGCCUCAACAGGUUCGAGCGUGACCUCGCCAUCGUCCACAGUAACCAAAUACACUUCGGCGCCGGGCAAAACGACGGCGGCAGCAAUGCCUGGACCGUCUCUGUCACCGACCGGCUCACCCACCUCCGCCACCGCCGGGCUCGCGUCGAUGGGCGCUGCAGCGCAGACGCUUUCCAGUACGUCGUUGGCAUCAAAACCGAGCGGGACACCGACAGCGCCAAAUGGCAGCGGUGGUCAAGUCGAAGCGACAGUUUGGCAAAGGCAGGCAGAGCCUGGCGCUGCGCCCACUGCCACAGCCACGUAA
Messenger RNA from Mycosarcoma maydis (corn smut), 2217 nucleotides. RefSeq lists its product as uncharacterized. The record is from RefSeq and is a predicted model, not a curated record. The transcript has a single exon. NCBI's taxonomy places the organism in Eukaryota, Fungi, Basidiomycota, Ustilaginomycetes, Ustilaginales. Bases 1 to 2217 code for a protein of 738 amino acids.